Molecule: messenger RNA, 605 nt
Organism: Vicugna pacos (alpaca)
Lineage: Eukaryota; Metazoa; Chordata; Mammalia; Artiodactyla; Camelidae
Product: keratin-associated protein 22-1-like
Source: RefSeq, a predicted model, not a curated record
AUAUAUUGCUUUUGAAGAAUUCCUGAGAUGGUCUUCAUGCUAAUGAGUUUAAAAUGUGAGUCCAAUAGUGACUUAGGUUUGCCCCACAUACCACUCCAUUGGUAUAUAAGGCCCUGGGCAGACUAUAAAUUUAAGACUCUAGAAACUGACUCUGCCCUUCAACUGAGCCUCCUUAUCCUCACAUCAUGAGCUUCUACAACAACUACUAUGGUGGCCUGGGCUAUGGCUAUGGUGGCCUGGGAUGUGGCUAUGGAUGUGGCUACGGUGGCUAUGGCUAUGCCUGCUACCGCCCAUGCUGCUAUGGAAGAUACUGGUCUUCUGGCUUCUACUGAGAAGUUCUAGGUGCUCAUCUGUUCAGGAUGUUCUCUGAUGAGGUACCAUGUGUACCCCCUGCAUUAAUCCAUAAUAAGGAUGUUCAUGUCUGUUCAGUAAUGACUACUGAAGCUUAGACUACCAUGCAACAGCAGACCUUUUUUGAUGGAAUUGCCCGAGUGUCCAACCGUUUAGAAAAAUAUUCAUUUGAUCUAUGUUACUAACUGAAUACAAUCUUAACCAUUUACAUUUUGGGAAAAUGUCAAAAUUGAUUUUUCAUUAAAGUUAUUCUG